Messenger RNA from Lates calcarifer (barramundi perch), 2062 nucleotides. Its product is annotated as dual specificity calcium/calmodulin-dependent 3',5'-cyclic nucleotide phosphodiesterase 1C-like. Gene Ontology annotation, molecular function: 3',5'-cyclic-nucleotide phosphodiesterase activity. The transcript has 13 exons. The record is from RefSeq and is a predicted model, not a curated record. Gene Ontology annotation, biological process: signal transduction. The coding region runs from base 1 to 1575 and encodes 524 amino acids. Lineage: Eukaryota; Metazoa; Chordata; Actinopteri; Centropomidae.
AUGUACAGACGAACCUCCAACAUGACUGGUUUCAGUUAUCCUCCAAAUGUCAUCACUGUUCUCAAGCAUGUAGACAUGUGGUCCUUUGAUGUUUUUGCAUUGAAUGAUGCCAGCGGAGACCACGCUCUGAAAUUUGUCUUCUAUGAACUACUCACCAGAUACGACUUGAUCAAUCGUUUCAAGGUCCCCAUCUCUGCCCUCAUAUCAUUUGUGGACUCGUUGGAGGUGGGCUACAGCAAAUACAAGAACCCCUACCACAACCUGAUGCAUGCUGCCGACGUCACACAGACCAUCCAUUACUUCCUUCUCAAGACUGGCAUAGUGCACUGGCUAACUGAGUUGGAAAUCUUUGCCAUAAUCUUUGCAGCUGCCAUCCAUGACUUUGAACAUACAGGGACCACCAAUAACUUUCAUAUUCAGACCAGGUCAGACACCGCCAUGUUGUACAAUGACCGAGCCGUUCUGGAGAACCACCAUGUCAGUGCUGCCUAUCGCCUUCUACAGAACGAUGACGAAAUGAACAUCCUCUCUAAUCUUUCCAAAGAUGACUGGAGAGAGCUGCGGACUCUGGUAGUGGAGAUGGUGCUGGCCACUGACAUGUCGUGCCACUUCCAGCAGAUCAAAGCCAUGAAAGGCCUUUUGCAACAGCCUGAGGCGAUUGACAAACCAAAGGCCUUAUCCCUGCUUCUGCACACCGCUGACAUCAGCCACCCAGCCAAACGCUGGGAACUUCAUCACCACUGGACCACAUCCCUACUAGAGGAGUUCUUCAGACAGGGUGAUAAAGAAGCAGAGCUGGGUCUACCUUUCUCUCCUCUCUGUGACCGCAAAUCCACCAUGGUGGCCCAGUCCCAAAUCGGAUUCAUCGACUUCAUUGUGGAGCCAACGUUCACCGUACUGACGGAAAUGAUCGAGAAGAUUGUGACGCCGCUCAUCGAGGAGGCGUCUCGCUCUGGAUUGACGGGCUUCAGGCACUCUAGUAUCAACAGUAUUAGUGGCAGUGAUGGCAAACAUUCCAGUGUGAAGAGUACAGGCUCAGACGGCAGCUGCUCUCUGACCACAGUGGACUUCAAAAGCUUCAAGGUCACAUGGAACCAAGAGAUUCAUCACAACAGAGAAUUAUGGAAAGCCCAGGCAGCUAAAGAUGUAAAGAUCAGGAAGGAGGGAGAGGAGGAUGGUCAAAAAAAGAAGGAAACAGAAGAGGAGAAAAAGCCAAGAACUGUUGACGGAGCCAACACGGGACAGGAGGAGGCGGGGGACAGGCCGCAGCAGGAGGAGCAACAGCCUAAAAAGGGGGAAGGAGACAAAAAUCCAGGAAGGGCUGUGGGUUCCUUGCAGGGAUCAGACCCAAAUGACGCAGACAAGAGGAAACCUGAGAGCCACACAGAUAAGCAGCAGCGGCAGAGUCAGAAUGACCCUCAACCUGACUGUCCUCUAAUCCAUUGCUACAAGAGACCCAGCUACUGUGCCAGCUCCUACCGGCUGGUCAGGUCAAAGGUCACUGAGAUGCGGCCCAUCGAUGCCAGAGGAAAAGCCAGGAGACUGCAGCGCAUCUCCCUGCGUCGCAGAAAGUGACCGUAUAGUAUACUGGAGAGUUCAACAUCAGUAUGAUGUCACAUCACAAAAUACUCCUGCAUGAUUGUCUCUCUUUAUAUUUGCAUAUUGCAGCCUUAUAUUCCAGCUGAUCUUGCUGCUGCCCUCUGCUGGUGAUGUCUUUCCCCUUUAUCACUGCCAUCUCCUUUCUCUUUGUACAGUGGUUAGCACUGUCCCCUCACAGCAAGAAGGUUCCAGGUUCAAAUCCUGUGUCAUCCUGGGCUUUUCUGUGUGGCGUUUGCAUGUUCUCCCUGUGCCUACGUGGGUUCUGUCCAAGUUCUCCGGCUUCCUCCCACAGUCCAAAGACGUGCAGGUCAGGCUAUUUGGUAACCAUUUCAGAUGAGCAGUAUAGAUGAUGAAUGGAUGGAUGGAUGGAUUUAUAUUUUAUUGUCUGUGGGCAUACCCAUUGCUUGUACUGCUUGACCUCCUCUCCCAGCCAGGUGUGAACAUUUAUGUGCUCUUUUAUCUA